UCCGGUCCGGCGCCUCCGAAGCCCAGGGAUUUUUCUCAAUUUCCCAAAGGGCUGGCCACCAUCUUUUUGAGGCUAAAUCUAACCCAUAUUCUUUCCGAAAUGGAGGCAAAAAUGGGUGUGGGUGACCCUAGCAGAUGGCAAACUGCAGUUUGAGAACAAGUGGGGGGUUCUUAUCCGGCGGCGGGUUAUGCCGAUUCUGAACGAGGGAACCGAGUAUGCUGCCAACCUUAUCGCCGAGGGCUCGCCCUUUUGGAUGGGCCAUUAUGUUGGUGAGGAUGUGUUGGUUAUGCUUACAUUUUCAUCAGGGGGUGAGAAGAUGACUUCUAGGCUUGAGCGGUUGGCUGCAAAGGCUGGCUCAUCACCAGGGGCCUUGGUUAGGAAGGUCCAAACCCGAGGUUCCAUAGAAGCCGCCCUUGGGAAGUCUGGAAGGGGACCACAAAGAGAUGGCACUGCGACUCUUGCAGCGCCGGCUGCAGACCUCCGUCCCCCUUUGAGGAGGGGGCCGGGAAGAGGCUGGCAUCCAGCCCAUCCCCUUGCCGAAAGGGAAGAAGUCCCGAGCUGCGAAGAAUCCUGCUCAAGCUGUUAUUGAGUUAGACUCUGAUUCUGAGAGUCGGUCCUUUGAAGGUGGCAGUCGGGGGGACGCCCCGAGACCUAUCAAUAAAAUCUGUUUGUCUCUCUAUUCUGAUUCUGCCUCUCUGUUUCGUUAGACAGUCAACCCAGUCUCCUUGGCCUUAAUUAUCACUCCUCCGGUGGACGCAGC
This is a messenger RNA of Cuscuta epithymum, 760 nucleotides long. Lineage: Eukaryota; Viridiplantae; Streptophyta; Magnoliopsida; Solanales; Convolvulaceae. The record is from the annotation of a GenBank genome assembly.